Molecule: messenger RNA, 3368 nt
Organism: Malania oleifera
Lineage: Eukaryota; Viridiplantae; Streptophyta; Magnoliopsida; Santalales; Ximeniaceae
Product: protein CHROMATIN REMODELING 35-like
Exons: 6
Coding region: 266-2956 (896 amino acids)
Biological process (GO): gene silencing by siRNA-directed DNA methylation
Molecular function (GO): ATP binding; ATP-dependent chromatin remodeler activity
Source: RefSeq, a predicted model, not a curated record
GGGAAGCUCACAACCACUUGUAGGUACCAAGUUUCCUUUCCUUUCUUUUUCUUUUUCUUUUUCUUUUUCUUCCUCAUUUACCGUUCAACACGUUGGUUUGGUUUCGGUAGGAUCACAGGACAGUCCACGCCAUUUGGCAUUUUCUCGCGAUCCGGCUCACACCAUCGCCGGCAAUGCGAGGCAGAGGAGAUUCGCGGUAUUCACUUCAUUCGACAGUCGAUAGGAUUUAGGGAUUCUUAGUCUUCGUUCAAUCGUCCGUUGAUUUAUGGAGCCAGCGACUAUGGGUUGGCCAGCUUACUCCCAUACUGAAUUAUACUCCAAGGGGCAUAAGAGGUUGAAAAUGUUCAGUGAUGGAAAAGUUCAUAAUAGCAUGACCCUUUGUACGAGCUCGCCUGAACCUGAACAGAAAAAACAAAAAACUGCAUCAAAAGUUAUUGAUUAUUCUGACCCAUUAGCGAUCUCCAAAAUGCUGGAUGGACUAGAUACUGGAAAGUAUGGAAGUGUGACAAAAGAGGUAGAAGCCCUUUGUGCACGGAAGAUGCAAAUGCUGAGCCCUGUUUUUGCAAUGGACCCUAUGCUUCCGCAUAGGCAUUUGGAUAAGGAAAAAAAUCAGUAUAAAGAGGCUCCAAAUGUAGCAAAUCAUCAAAAUGUCAUUGAUUUGGAGGAUGGUCGUGUUGCAAAUGAUGCUAAAGCAUUGGCAUUGCCUGUUGUAAUUAUUGAUUCUGAUGAUGACGAUUGUGGAGAUCAGAGACCAUCUUCCCUGUAUCAGGAGAUUGUCUUGAAGACAUCAGCCAGUGAGCUUCUAUUGAAAGAUCUAAUGCUCAGGGAUUGCAUGGAGAGCAAACCAAAGAUAAAAGAAGAGGAAAAUCUGGAUGCUGACAUUGACAUAAAAAAAGACAAGGGUGUAUAUGUUGGUGUGGAUGAUGAUAUGGAGGAGGAAUACUAUCCUCGGACCAAUGCUGAAGAUGAUGGUUUGGGUGACAUUUGGAAAGAAAUGUCCUUUGCAUUAGAAUGUUCAAAGGAUAUUGCUCUAGAUCCUUCAUCUGAUGAACACGCCAGAGAAUCUGGAGAGGAUUGUGAACAUUCUUUUGUCCUAAAGGAUGAUCUUGGAUAUGUUUGUCGCAUCUGUGGUGUUAUAGAGAGAAGAAUCGAUACUAUAAUUGACUUCCAGUAUGUAAAGAGCACAAGGACUUCAAGAACUUAUAAAUAUGAAUCUCGGUCUGCCAAAGACAACCCAAAUGUUCCUAGUGGAGUUAAAUUGACUGAACAUGAUUUGACAGUGACUGAAAUUUCUGCACAUCCAAGACAUACAAAAGAAAUGAGGCCACAUCAAGUAGAGGGCUUCAAUUUUCUAAUUAGUAACUUAGUUACUGAAAACCCUGGCGGGUGCAUCUUGGCCCAUGCUCCUGGGUCUGGAAAAACUUUCAUGAUUAUUUGCUUCAUGCAAAGCUUUUUGGCAAAGUAUCCUUUUGCUAGACCCCUAGUUGUACUACCCAAAGGCAUCCUUGCUACAUGGAAAAAGGAAUUUCAGAAAUGGCAAAUUGAGGACAUUCCAUUAUAUGAUUUCUACUCAAUGAAAGCGGAUAAUCGGCCACAGCAAUUAGAAGUGUUGCAAAAAUGGGUAGAAAAGAAGAGUAUUCUGUUUUUGGGGUAUAAGCAGUUUUCAACUAUUAUUUCUCGCAAUGAAACUUGUCAAGCGGCUGCUGCUUGUGAAGAAAUAUUGUUAAAGGCCCCCAGUAUACUUAUUCUGGAUGAAGGUCACACUCCGAGGAACAAGAGUACUGAUGUAUUUGCAUCCCUUGCCAAAGUUCAAACCCCUCGGAAAGUGGUACUUUCUGGAACUCUCUAUCAAAAUCAUGUUAAAGAGGUGUUUAAUAUAUUGAAUCUUGUACGCCCAAGGUUUCUCAAAUCAGAUACUUCUCGAGCUGUUGUCAAGCGUAUCAUGAGUAGGGUUCAAAUAUCAGGUGUGAGAAAACAGUUAAAAUCUGCUGCAGAUCUGGCUUUCUAUGACGUGGUGGAGGACACACUACAGAAGGACGAAGACUUCAAAAGGAAAGUAACAGUCAUACAAGAUCUGCGGGAGAUGACCAGCAAGGUGCUUCAUUAUUAUAAAGGAGAUUUCCUGGAUGAGCUACCUGGACUUGUUGAAUUUACUGUGCUUCUCAAUCUCACUGCUAUACAAAAACGGGAAGUAGGAAAGCUGAAGAAAUAUGGAAGGAAGUUUAAGGUAAGUUCUGUCGGAAGUGCUGUUUAUUUACACCCACAACUGAACCUUUUCUCAGAAAAUUGUUCUGCAACUGAUGCUAUGAUGGAUGAGAUGUUGGAGAAAAUUGAUGUGAAGGAUGGAGUCAAAGCAAAGUUCUUCCUUAAUAUUCUGGCGUUAUGUGAAUCAUCGAAUGAGAAGCUGCUAGUUUUCAGUCAGUAUCUCCUACCUCUAAAAUUUUUGGAGAGACUGGCAGCAAAAACGAAGGGUUGGAGUCUACGGAAGGAAAUUUUUGUGAUCUCAGGCGAGUCAAGUUCAGAGGAUCGUGAGUGGUCUAUGGAAUGCUUCAACACUUCUCCUGAUGCUAAAGUUUUCUUUGGCUCCAUAAAAGCAUGUGGGGAAGGAAUAUCAUUGGUGGGGGCAUCUCGAAUCCUUAUUUUGGACGUUCAUCUGAACCCAUCUGUAACCCGCCAGGCAAUUGGCCGUGCAUUUCGCCCAGGUCAAAUGAACAAGGUGUACGCAUAUAGAUUGGUCGCUGCUGAGUCACCUGAGGAGGAAGACCACAAUACUUGUUUUAAGAAGGAUUUGAUUUCAAAAAUGUGGUUCGAGUGGAAUGAGUAUUGUGGACACCGGCAGUUUGAUAUGGAGACUGUUGAUGUCAGUGAUUGUGGUGAUAUCUUCUUGGAGACUCCAUUGCUGAGGGAAGAUGUAAAGAUGCUGUACAGAAGGUUAGUGCUUUCCCCCUUUCCCUAAGUGAGUUCCCAAAUGCAAAAUAUUCAGGUUUGUCCGCUCUAAAUUUUCUGUUUAUCUUUUUGUUCAGGUAAGUUGUAGCUUCACACUCCUGAUGCACCGUAGUGAGCUGCCUUGAAGUCCCGUUGUCUUAAUAGCUCAUCCAUCUUUCUUCCUGGGGUAUUUACAUGGGCUGCUUAAGCGGAUCGAUUUAGAAAAACAACUGUUUCUUUCAGAUGUUUUUGGAAUGGCAUAUGCAUUGCUAUUCCGUUUUUGUUUUGCUUAUUUUUUGGGUUGAAGAAACUGUAUAGGACUAGAACUAGUAAAUCAUAAGCCAGUUUGGAUGCUUUUUGUAAAUAUGACAGGGAAUCACCAUCAGGUCCAUUAUCUGUUGCUUUUUUAUCUCAAAUGGCGAUUUAACUUCAUAUGAUAUUUC